GAUUGAUGACAAUGACGGAGUUGUCACGAGAGGUUGGCGAAGUCUGGUCUAGAUUAUUUGACCAUCGCCCUUUUCUGAAUGGAGAAAUAAAAUUUAUGUUGAGAGAAUUUGAAGAAAAGCGUGGAGAUAGAGAAGUGGAAAACUUAUUUGUAAUUCUCGAAAAAAUCACCGAGAUUAAAGAUAGUCAAAUUGAGAGAAUCAAAAAAGGCUCAGAAACUUUACCAGUAUUGAGUGAAAAAUUAGAUCAGGCUUUAAAGCUCUGUGAAACCAUCUCAAAUGAAUAUUUACUAGUGCAUGAAGUAAGUAUUUGCCUUUAUUUAUUAUCCUUUUAGUAGUAAUUUUUAUAUUCAUAAGUUGUUCUUGCAGGAGGCUGAAAAGAAAAGAAUUAAAAACCAUACCCUUAGACAAGAGGAAUGGGAUCAGUUCAUUGAUGACUUGAAUUUUAAAUGUAAAAGAAUUGAUAACGCUUUUGAGGAAAAGGAAGAAGAAUUAAGGGACUUAUAUGCUGAUUUAAACCAUAAACUUAACAUAGCCAACAACUGAAUCAUGGACCUCAAAGGAUCGUUAGUUGAUACAAACCUAAGAAUAUACCCAUCAUACAAAUUAAAAAUAUUUCUGGAAAACGAAAAGCUUGGAGAUGAUCUGCCUGUUAAUAUUGGAAAGCUAACAAAAGGUGAAACUUAUAAACCAAAACAGAAUAAAUCUGAUUCAAAACCUUCAAAUAUAUAUUUGAAUGAAAACGAUAUCAAGACUAUAAAUACAAUUAAAGAUAAAAUCAAGGUAAAGGAUGUAAAUAAUUCUGAACAUGACAAUCCAGACCAACAGGGUAAUGAAAAGUCUGUUGAACACCCACCUGAUAAAGAUGAAAAGAAAGAUUCCUCUGAGGUAUCUGACGAUGUAAAAGCAGAAAUAUUUGAAAAAGAAAAUGUCUUAUUUCUCACUACGUCAGACAUAGAUUGGUUAUACAAUUACAUUAAAGAAAGGAGAAGCAAACAUGAUGAUAUACCAUAUUUGCAUGAGCUGUUAGAAGGUUCCAAUAUAGAGCUUCCUAAAAAUGAAGUUAUAAAGAGAAAUCCUGUUUUAGAAGCUAGAUGUGUAAAGCUGAGAGCUCAACAGGAAGCAAGGGAAUAUAGAAAAAUGACUAAGGGUGUGGAUAAUGUGAGACUGAGAUUUCCAGAAGACAGUAUAUCAUAUCAAUUAAAGCAAAUGAAUCGGCAAUUGAUAGCAAUCGGUCAGUUCAUAAUAUCAAUAUUUGCUGGCUUCUUGUUUGGAUUCAGAGGAGUUGAAUGGAUGGUGGGCAAUCUCGAUUUUGGAUUUAGGUUGCUUCUUGGUGUAAUGUGUGCUUUGAUAAUUGCUCUAGCAGAAAUAUAUUUCUUAGCCAAAAAAUUAAAUGAAGAAUUAAAUGUACCAAAAACAACACAAAUAGGUGGUCCCCCAACGUUUGUAAAUGAUAGGUUUAAUGCAAAUAAAAUAAGCAAACAUGAUAAACCUCAUCAAGAUUAAUAAAGUAAUUUUAAGUAUAGAACAAUAAGGUUACUUGCAUUACACAAUUCUUCAGAUAUUUAUCAAUAUAUUUAGCUACCAUUGUGCAGAAAUUAUGAAGCCUUAUUUCUUUAUUGCUUUUAAAGAAAAUGUUAGGAUUUUCUCUUGUAACUUAGCUGAAUAAGUUAUAUUGUUCUUGUUUGUUACUUGAGCGACUAUAUUUUAUUUAUUGCACUUAAGUUACUACUUUUGAAAUGCUCUGUUUUAUAAAUAAAUAAGGUAUAGAGAAAUGUAUGAGUUUUU
Molecule: messenger RNA, 1785 nt
Organism: Diatraea saccharalis (sugarcane borer)
Lineage: Eukaryota; Metazoa; Arthropoda; Insecta; Lepidoptera; Crambidae
Source: the annotation of a GenBank genome assembly